Messenger RNA from Brettanomyces bruxellensis, 588 nucleotides. It is a transcript of the gene TSA1B, whose product is annotated as Peroxiredoxin TSA1-B. The transcript has a single exon. Lineage: Eukaryota; Fungi; Ascomycota; Pichiomycetes; Pichiales; Pichiaceae. Gene Ontology annotation, biological process: response to oxidative stress; hydrogen peroxide catabolic process; cellular response to stress. Gene Ontology annotation, cellular component: cytosol. The coding region runs from base 1 to 588 and encodes 195 amino acids. Gene Ontology annotation, molecular function: thioredoxin peroxidase activity. The record is from RefSeq and is a predicted model, not a curated record.
AUGACUUUAACCAUUGAAAAGCCAGCACCAGCAUUCAGCAAGACUGCCGUUGUUAACGGUGAGUUCAAGACUGUUUCCCUUUCUGACUACAAGGGACAGUGGGUUUUGCUCGGAUUCUUCCCAAUGGCUUUCACAUUUGUCUGCCCAACUGAGAUCAUUGCUUACUCGCAGGCUGCCAAGAAGUUUGCUGAGAAGAACUGCAAGAUUUUGUUCGCAUCCACCGAUUCUGAGUACGAUUUGUUGGCAUGGACUAAUGUUAGCAGAGCCGACGGUGGCUUGGGAUCUUUGGACAUUCCACUUAUUGCUGACAGAAACCAUUCUCUUUCUAAGGACUACGGUGUCUUGAUCCCAGAGGAGGGAAUUGACUUCAGAGGAAUCUUCUUGAUUGACCCUAAGGGUAACUUGAGACAGAUCACCAUCAACGACUUGCCUGUCGGAAGAAGUGUCGACGAGUCUUUGAGACUCUUGGAGGCCUUCCAGUUCACCGACAAGUACGGUGAAGUCUGCCCAGCCAACUGGCACCCAGGUGCAGAUACCAUUGUCCCAGAGGUCGAUGGUUCCAAGAAGUACUUCUCUAAGCACCCAUAA